AGCAGAAGAAGAAACAUAAACAGGAAGUGGUUUGUCGGGCGAGGAGUUUGCAGUCCAGAAAUAUACUUUAAUCAUGGGCAAGAGCUGCAAGGUGGUCGUGUGUGGCCUGACUGCAGUUGGCAAAACUGCUGUUUUGGAGCAACUACUUUAUGGCAAUCAUGUUGCAGGUUCUGAGCCCAUGGAGACCUUGGAGGAUAUCUACAUUGGCUCUGUUGAAACUGACCGUGGCACCAGAGAGCAGGUGCGCUUCUAUGACACUCGGGGCCUCAGAGAUGGAAUGGAGUUUCCUCGACAUUACUACUCCUUUGCCGAUGGCUUUGUACUUGUUUACAGCAUCGACAGUAGAGAGUCUUUCAAGCGAAUGGAGGCACUCAAGAAGGACAUUGAUCGUUACAGAGACAAGAAAGAGGUGACCAUCGUGGUGCUGGGGAAUAAGCUGGACAAGAAGGACGAGAGGAGGGUGGACUCUAACAUGGCCCAGAACUGGGCUAAGACGGAAAAGGUUCGCCUGUGGGAGGUCUCUGUGAUGGAUCGGCGCACACUGAUCGAGCCUUUUGUUUACCUGGCCAGCAAAAUGACGCAGCCUCAGAGCAAGUCCACUUUCCCCCUCAGCCGCAACAAGAAUAAGGGGAGUGGUUCAGUGGACAGCUGAAGGACCAGGAUGAAGGAAAGAAGUGAGAAUCGGGGAUACUCAGGGGACUUGGUGUAUGUUGUUAAGGCAUGAGUUUUAAAGUUUGUUGUAAAGAGUUGAAGGAUGAAUAGUGAGUUUUGAGAAAGAGUAGAUGUUACUCUGAGCUUAAUUAUGACAGGAUGAUAGUGUAUUGACAUUCACUUAAAGUCAGCUUGAUGUAUUCAUAUAUCAGUACAUUGCUUGAUGUUUUUGCUUCAUGCUUUUAUUACUUUGGAUGUGAAAUGCCAAAAUACCGAGCGCAUAACAUGCAGAACUUAAGCCUUCACUUUUUCUAGCCAAAUUAGAUGUCACAUUUCAUUAUACUGGAAUUUUGAACUGCAUGUCAUUUUUAGGGUAAUCUGUUGAUUUAGCCAAGAGGUCACCAUAUACAUUCAGUACAGCAUACAUACAACUAAAUACAUGUGACAUAAAUUGGUAGCAACACCACAUCAGCUGCAAUAUAGACACCGCCAAAACUGGACAAGGUUAGGUGCCCUGUUUAAGGAUGCAGUUCAGUGGUGUGGUUUUCAGUAGUCAGUCUAGAUUUGGGAAAUGCCAGAUCAGGUGGUUUUAUAAUAGGCACAAGUAUCUCAUACACUCCACAGUGUUCUCCAUCAGCUUGUUCAGUCAGUCCUGCAGAGGCCAGCAUGCUUGUCUCUGCUCUGGGCUGUUGGCCCUGAAAGGUGAACUGUGGAACCUUCCUGCUACUUGUUCACCGUUUAGAUAGCAUGGCAUGUUUCCACCUCAUUCAUAUUCUAAAAAAAAUCUAGCACUACUGUCACGUGUACACUUUUUGGUGCUCCAGUGUUGUCAAUUUUAAUUGUUAAAUCAUGUACUUGAUUUUGGAAGUUCACAUCAUGGUCCUGCAGCACGGUGGCGCAGUGGUUAGCACGGUCGCCUCACAGCAAGAAGGUCCUAGGUUCAAGCCCAGGGGUAGUCCAACCUUGGGGAGGUCGUCCUGGGUCAUCCUCUGUGUGGAGUUUGCAUGUUCUCCCUGUGUCUGCGUGGGUUUCCUCCGGGUGCUCCAGUUUCCUCCCACAGUCCAAAGACAUGUAGGUCAGGUGAAUCAGCUGUACUAAAUUAUCCCUAGGUGUGUGUGCGUGUGCGCCGUGAUGGCCUGGCGGUCUGUCUGGGGUGUGUCCCCACCUGCUGCCCAACGACUGCUGGGAUAGACUCCAGCAUCCCCGCGACCCUGAGAGCAGGAUAAGCGGUUUGGAUAAUGGAUGGAUGGACUUCAUGGUCCUCUUGUGGGUUGGGCAAGUGCCACAGGCCACCAGAGACUUAAAGCAUUUUAAAACUAGUUGAAUGAUUUCAGAAGUGCUUAGGUGUCAGUUUGCCAGAUUAGUUUUUCAUUCUUUAUUUUUGAAAAAGGAAUUUUGGGGAUUGUUUAGUUGUUUUUUUUUUUUUUAAAUUCUAAUUGCAAAUCAGAUUUGGCUGAUAUACUCUCCAGUUAAAACUGCCUUUCCACACCUUGACCCAACACUCAUCUUUUACUGACAAUUGAAGCAAAAGCAUCAAACACCAUCACAGUCUGUUCACAGACUCACAUGUAGCUCCCUGUAUGUUGGUUAGUGUGCAGCAGAUAGUAUUGCCUUUGCCGGCAUACACAGAUUAUUCCAGAAUUCAAAACAUUUUUUGUUUUAUCACAAAUGCACAAACCCUCCCUGUUGUGAUGGAGUGAGAGGUGCAGUGAAUUUGUGUUGACUCAUAAUGUAGAUGUACUGCUUGUCACCCAGGAGAUUCUCUUACAGUACCGCUGUGUUCUCUGCUCAGACUGGUGGAUUUUGCAGAAUGUAUAAUUGACAUUCCUUAAACUUGGAAGAAAACCCCAUUCUUGUUUGUUGCUAUAUUUCCACAGGUUUGCCAGAAAGGAGUUUACCUUUCUGUGCAGACUUGGGCUCGAUCAGACAAGACAGACAAUCAGUGCUCUGAACAGAGACUGAGAUAACAUUAUGCCUCCAGGUGAGGUGGACAUGUGAGCUCAGGUGCAAUUGCACUUAUUGUUUUGUGGACCAUUAUGAAUGAAAGCUCUAGAAUCCACCAUGUAAGAUGAUACACUGUCCUUUCAGAAGAUUUACUUCCUUUAAAUUGGCAAUGAUAGAUAUUUCACAAGUUGAAAGUGGGGCACAUCUGUUAAGCUGCAAAACCAAACCAAAAUAAAAUUGUAAUAUACAUAUCAGAUGAUUGCUGAAGUAUUAAGGUGCAUGCACCAUUGCAUAUGAGGUUAAAUACAUUUGUGAUGCAAUUUGUUUGUUUCAUCUUAGUACUGGAAGUGUAACCGUUUUAGUGCCUAUCCAUAGGAUGUUGGUGUCAUGUCAAUAUUUUGUGCAUCAUUUUGUUUUCUUGAGCAUUAUAGUGCACUUAUGCAUUAAAAUCUUUUUAUAUGUGGUAAUAUACAUUUAUGUAUUUGUCAUGCAUGUCUUGUAAACAAAUUAAAGGAUUUUUCUUUUCCGUGCCUAA
Molecule: messenger RNA, 3130 nt
Organism: Lampris incognitus (smalleye Pacific opah)
Lineage: Eukaryota; Metazoa; Chordata; Actinopteri; Lampriformes; Lampridae
Gene: nkiras2
Product: NFKB inhibitor interacting Ras-like 2
Exons: 4
Coding region: 74-652 (192 amino acids)
Biological process (GO): canonical NF-kappaB signal transduction
Molecular function (GO): GTPase activity; GTP binding
Source: RefSeq, a predicted model, not a curated record